Puma concolor (puma) is the source of this 873-nucleotide messenger RNA. RefSeq names its product transmembrane protein 38B (gene TMEM38B). Gene Ontology annotation, molecular function: identical protein binding; potassium channel activity. Lineage: Eukaryota; Metazoa; Chordata; Mammalia; Carnivora; Felidae. The record is from RefSeq and is a predicted model, not a curated record. Gene Ontology annotation, cellular component: membrane. Gene Ontology annotation, biological process: potassium ion transmembrane transport.
AUGGACUCUCCGUGGGAUGAGCUGACCCUUGCCUUUUCUCGCACGUCUAUGUUCCCCUUUUUUGACAUCGCUCACUACCUGGUGUCUGUGAUGGCGCUGAAGCGUCAGCCGGGAGCUGUGGCAGUGGCAUGGAAGAAUCCUCUUUCAAGCUGGUUCACUGCUAUGCUCCAUUGCUUUGGUGGAGGAAUUUUAUCCUGUGUAUUGCUUGCGGAGCCUCCGUUGAGGUUUCUUGCAAACAACACUAAUAUAUUACUGGCAUCUUCGAUCUGGUAUAUUACAUUUUUUUGCCCAUGUGACCUAGUUUCCCAGGGCUAUUCUUUCCUACCUGUUCAACUCUUGGCUGCGGGAAUGAAGGAAGUGACCAGAACUUGGAAAAUAGUAGGUGGAGUCACACAUGCAAAUACCUAUUACAAAAAUGGCUGGAUAGUCAUGAUAGCUGUUGGAUGGGCCCGAGGUGCAGGUGGUAGCAUUAUCACGAAUUUUGAGCAGUUGGUAAAAGGAGGUUGGAAACCAGAAGCUAAUGAAUGGCUGAAGAUGUCCUACCCUGCCAAGGUAACCCUACUGGGGUCAGUUAUCUUCACAUUCCAGCACACCAAACAUCUGGCAGUAUCAAGGCAUAAUCUUAUGUUCCUUUAUACCAUGUUUCUUGUGGCCACAAAGAUAACCAUGAUGAUUACAGAGACUGCUACUGUGCCUUUUGCUCUCUUUGAGGACGCAUUGAGCCGGAUGCUGUUUGGUUGGCAGCAGCAGUUCACACCAUGUGAAAAGAAAAGUGAAACAAAAUCAUCUUUUAAUGGUACUGGUUCAUCGACCUCAAAACCUAUAGCUGUUGCUUCAGAUACUGUUAAAAAGAAACAUACCAAGAAGACUUAG